This is a messenger RNA of Dibothriocephalus latus, 1023 nucleotides long. The record is from the annotation of a GenBank genome assembly. NCBI's taxonomy places the organism in Eukaryota, Metazoa, Platyhelminthes, Cestoda, Diphyllobothriidea, Diphyllobothriidae.
AUGGACAAGACCUAUAUGCACAACUUGAUUUUUCACCUUCAUCAGCAGCACCCGCAAUCCGUGCAUUUCUCAGUUUGCUGCGUGUCAGCUUUUGUUGGUGAGACUCUCACCUAUCCCCUAGACAUAAUUAAGACGCGCUUGCAAGUCGUGGGACAGUUGGCACCUACAAGGACCAGACCCAGUCUCCUCAAGCUCACCGUCUCGAUUGUCAAAAAUGAAGGGCUUUUGAGCUUCUGGCAGGGACUUUCUCCGGCCCUGUACAGGCAUUUCUUAUAUACUGGGGCCCGGAUGCCAAUAUAUGAGAUUAUUCGUGGUCACGUGUUCUCAAUGCCGCCCGCCAGCAAUGAGGCACGUAAGGCUUGGUUGGAAGAUAUGAAGAAGUCUGAGCAGCUCUCAGGCGGCAAUUCAGACUCUGAUCGUCUUUCCUCGACAUACUUAUGGCGAGCAGCGGCGGGGGGAGUCCGACUGCAAACCGAGCGGCGUAAAACCAUGAAUGUCAUUCCUCCUCUUCCAGAUGUGGCCGUUCCGCAUGCGUCUGCUAAAGCUUCUCCAAUUAAGGUGUCCUUGACGAUGAGGCAACUUCUAAAAGAAGCCGGCUUCUUCGGAUUAUGGCGUGGAGGUCUGCCCAAUGUCCAACGAGCUGCUCUCGUAAACAUGGGAGAGAUGACCACUUACGACAUGGCAAAGCGGUGGCUUCAGUUGUGGUUCGGUCUCAAGGACGGCCCUUUGCUACAUGGCUGCGCGUCCACCAUGUCAGGAUUCGUUUCGGCCAUACUGGGUACUCCGGCAGAUUUAAUAAAAACCCGAAUGAUGAAUCAGCGUCUAAUGACCCACUCCGGUACUACAUUGCCGCCUCUUUACUCGGGCAUGAUUGAUUGUGCAGUAAAAGUUGUAAAACAAGAGGGCUUUCUCACUCUCUACCGAGGGUUCUUUCUCAUUUGGGGUCGAAUGGCGCCCUGGUCCCUAACAUUCUGGCUGACCUACGAGAAACUACGGGAGUAUACGGGAGCUGGCGGUUUCUGA